Molecule: messenger RNA, 1821 nt
Organism: Schistosoma mattheei
Lineage: Eukaryota; Metazoa; Platyhelminthes; Trematoda; Strigeidida; Schistosomatidae
Source: the annotation of a GenBank genome assembly
AUGCAGCCACGACAUUUGGACAAGUCAGACGAAUCAUCUAACUUGUCGGACGAUGAUUAUGUUCCUUAUAUACCAGUGAAGCAACGUAAACAACAGGAGCUUACUUCACUGCAGCGUGUAUUAGGUAAUCUUGCGUACACUGAAGUGCCUGAGGAGGAACUAGACCAGGGUAAUACAGCAGAACAAGUUGAAGAUGAUCCGGAGGGUAUGACAAAAAAAUCAUCUGAUGACAAACAUCAUGGACCUAAUGCCCAGGGUAGUUUAUUUGAUAGAAUGUGGGAAUUGAAGCGAAAAGCUGAAGAAAGGAAGGAAACAGAACGGGAUAAAAAAUUAAAGGAAGAAGCUAAGAUUUUAGAAAGUGUUGCUGAAAAGACCGCUUUAAAAGGUGUUGCAGAACUAGCAAAAGGUAUCCAGUAUGAUAAACCAAUUCAAACCAGCUGGGUACCACCUGUAUAUAUCCGGGAACAAAGUGAAGAGAAAUCUGCAGAAAUCCGCAAAAAGUUUCGAAUUUUAACUGAAGGUGAUGAUGUACCUGCUCCUAUUCGACAUUUUAGUGAAAUGUGUUUUCCAAAGGCUUUAAUUGAUUUACUAAAACUACGUGGAAUAACAAAACCUACACCCAUUCAAAUGCAAGGUUUACCAGCUGUAUUAAGUGGUCGAGAUAUGAUUGGAAUUGCAUUCACCGGCUCCGGAAAAACAAUGGUGUUCUCAAUACCAGUUAUAUUAUUUUCUAUGGAUCAAGAACAGAAAAUUCCAUUUAUUCAAAAUGAAGGACCUUAUGGUUUAGUUUUAGGUCCAUCUCGUGAAUUAGCUCGACAAACACAUGAAGUAAUCUGUAGCCUUAUUGAUGGUUUAGUCAAAGCUGGUUUCCCGUCUAUUCGUUGUUGCUUAUGUAUUGGUGGCAUGGCUGUUAAAGAACAAGCAGAUAUUGUUAAAAGAUCUGGUGUUCAUAUUUUGGUUGCUACACCAGGUCGUUUAAUAGAUUUACUUCAACCUGACAGAAUGAUUGAUAUGGGUUUUGAAGAAGAAGUCCGAACUAUAUUCUCCUAUUUUAAGGGACAACGUCAAACACUUUUGUUCUCUGCUACUAUGCCGAAAAAAAUACAAAAUUUCGCUAAAUCAGCCUUGGUGAAACCCGUUACUGUUAAUGUUGGUCGAGCUGGAGCAGCUAGUAUGAAUGUCACUCAGGAAGUAGAAUAUGUGAAACAUGAAGCGAAAAUUCCUCAUUUACUUGAUGCUUUACAAAAAACUCCACCUCCUGUUAUUAUAUUUGCUGAGCGUAAACAAGAUGUGGAUGCUAUACAUGAAUAUCUUCUUUUGAAAGGUGUUGAAGCAGUUAGUAUUCAUGGUGGAAAAGAUCAAGAUGAACGUGUAUCAGCUGUUACAGAAUUUAGAGCUCAUCAUCGUGAUGUCUUAGUUGCUACAGAUGUGGCUAGUAAAGGUUUGGAUUUUCCAGAAAUUAAUCACGUGAUCAACUAUGAUAUGCCUGAAGAUAUUGAAAAUUAUGUACAUCGCAUCGGUCGUACUGGUCGUGGUCAUCAACGUGGGUUGGCCACAACAUUUAUCAACAAAUCAGUGGAUGAAUCCACUUUAUUAGAUUUAAAGCAUUUACUCAUAGAGGCUAAUCAACCUGUGCCAGAAUUUCUUGUUGAAUUGGCAUCAGCUACUGAAGUUGAACUUGAAAUGGGUGGUGAAGUUGGCUGUGCAUAUUGUGGUGGUUUAGGUCAUCGUAUAACACAUUGUCCAAAAUUAGAAGCAAUGCAGAAUAAAGCUGCUAUUAAUCUGGGUCGUAAAGAUUUCUUGUCUUCUGCAGAUUAUUAA